AUGAGUGGUUACGACAGAGCAUUAUCUAUUUUCUCCCCUGAUGGUCAUAUUUUCCAAGUAGAAUACGCCCUAGAAGCCGUCAAGAGAGGUACGUGUGCAGUCGGCGUCAAAGGUACCAAUUGCGUAGUGCUGGGUUGCGAAAGAAGAUCCACUCUGAAACUACAAGAUCCAAGAAUCACUCCAUCCAAAAUAUCAAAGAUUGAUAAUCAUAUCGUACUUUCAUUCUCUGGUCUCAAUGCGGAUUCAAGAAUCUUAAUUGAAAAGGCAAGAGUAGAAGCUCAAUCGCAUAGAUUGACCCUGGAAGAUCCAGUCACCGUAGAAUAUUUGGCUCGUUACGUCGCAGGUGUCCAACAGAAAUAUACACAAUCCGGUGGUGUUAGACCCUUCGGUGUCUCAACUCUGAUUGCUGGUCUCGAUCCAAGGGAUAACACUCCAAAAUUGUACCAAACAGAACCAAGCGGUAUAUAUUCCUCAUGGACUGCACAAACUAUCGGCAGAAACUCAAAAACCGUGAGAGAAUUCCUCGAGAAAAACUACAAUAAAGAUGAACCUCCAUCCACAGUGGAAGAAUGUGUGAAAUUAACAAUCAAAUCAUUGUUGGAAGUGGUUCAAACCGGAGCAAAGAACAUCGAAAUAACCGUCGUUUCAGCAGAUAACAAAAUAAUAGUCCUAGAUAAUGAAGAAAUCGGUAAAUACGUAGACGACAUUGAAAAGGAAAAACAAGAACAACAGGAACAAGAGAAAAGUAAGAAAUCUUCCAAAUAA
Molecule: messenger RNA, 765 nt
Organism: Kazachstania africana CBS 2517
Lineage: Eukaryota; Fungi; Ascomycota; Saccharomycetes; Saccharomycetales; Saccharomycetaceae
Gene: PRE6
Product: proteasome core particle subunit alpha 4
Exons: 1
Coding region: 1-765 (254 amino acids)
Biological process (GO): ubiquitin-dependent protein catabolic process
Cellular component (GO): proteasome core complex, alpha-subunit complex; proteasome core complex; nucleus
Source: RefSeq, a predicted model, not a curated record